GCUGCCAGUGUUUCUAUAGUCUGAGCGUCCCGGAGCAGAAACCAUGAGCUACGGUCUGUUCUUCUCUGCUGAAACAUGGGCUCUGCUCAUGCUGUUUGUGGCGCUUCUGUUCAUAUAUGGAUCCUGGCCUCAUGGUAUCUUCAAGAAGCUGGGCAUCCCGGGGCCCAAAGCCCUGCCGUUCUUCGGAACGAUGCUGGAAUAUAGAAAGGGGUUUCACAACUUCGAUGUGGAGUGUUUCAAGAAGUAUGGACGAGUCUGGGGUAUCUACGAUGCGAGGCAGCCUGUUCUGUGCAUCAUGGACCAAUCCAUCAUCAAAACCAUCCUGGUUAAAGAAUGCUACUCUCUCUUCACCAACAGAAGGAACUUCCGUCUGAACGGGCCGCUGUACGACGCCGUGUCCAUCGUUGAAGACGACGACUGGAGGAGGAUCCGCAGCGUCCUCUCGCCCUCCUUCACCAGCGGGAGGUUAAAGGAGAUGUUUGGCAUCAUGAAGACUCACUCUCACAUUCUGGUUGAUAAUCUGGGGAAAACAGCGACGCGAGGAGAAGCCGUGGAUAUUAAAGAGUUCUUCGGGGCGUACAGUAUGGAUGUGGUGACCAGCACGGCGUUCAGCGUCGACAUCGACUCUCUCAACAACCCUAAAGACCCAUUUGUGACCAACAUCAAGAAAAUGCUGAAGUUUGACUUCCUGAACCCUCUGUUCCUGUUCACCGCUUUAUUUCCUUUCAUCACCCCUGUCCUGGACAAAAUGAAUUACGCCCUCUUCCCGACAUCUGUGACCGAUUUUUUCUACGCUGCCUUAAAGAAGAUCAAGUCCGAAAGAGUGGCCAAGGACCACAAGAAGAAGCGAGUGGACUUCCUGCAGCUGAUGGUCGAUUCUCAGACAGCAGGGAAAACUGAGCACGGAAGCAGCAACGAACACACAGAGAAAGGUCUGAGCGACCACGAGAUCCUCUCGCAGUCCAUGAUCUUCAUCUUCGCCGGGUACGAGACCAGCAGCAGCACUCUGUCCUUCUUCUUUUACAAUCUGGCAACCAACCCAGAGGCCAUGAAGAAACUGCAGGAGGAGAUCGACCAGACCUUCCCUGAUAAGGCUCCGGUGGACUAUGAAGCCGUCAUGAACAUGGAGUAUCUGGACGCGGCGCUGAACGAGUCUCUGCGGCUGUUCCCCGUCGCUGGUCGACUCGAGCUCGGGCGGGUCUGUAAGAAAACGGUGGAUAUCAACGGCCUCCUCAUCCCUAAAGACGUGGUGGUGAUGAUCCCGACAUACGCGCUUCACAGAGACCCGGAUUACUGGAGCGACCCGGAGAGCUUCAAACCCGAGAGGUUCACUAAAGACAACAAGGAGUCGAUCGACCCCUACAUGUACAUGCCCUUCGGUCUGGGGCCCAGGAACUGCAUCGGGAUGAGGUUUGCUCAGGUGACCAUGAAGCUGGCCAUCGUGGAGAUCCUGCAGAGGUUCGACGUCUCCGUCUGUGACCAGACUCAGGUUCCUCUGGAGCUCGGCAUCAACGGUUUCCUUUCUCCCAAAGAGCCCAUCAAACUCAAGCUCAAGCCUCGGAAAGUUUCCCUCACAGAAGAUAUCUGUAACAACAACACAUCGUAGAGCAGCUCCUGAACCACUGUUCAUCUGCUGCACGCUUCUCUUUCAGUCCGAGGAGGAGGUUUGAUCGGUCUUUUAAAAUAAAAGAAUAGACGUAGUCUCUAGUCUUCAGUGAAGAGAAGGAUUCUCCGGGUCUUUCGGACUCGGACUGAGAGAUCAGUAACUUUCUUUACUUUUUGGACAGUUUCUGCUGUCAUCUGGGACUUUCUGAGAGUGGAAAUGAUGAUGCCAUGAGAUUCAUAUUUAGAGGUUUUACUUUGUGAUGAUUGAGAAAAGAGAUUACAUUAGGUUAACCUUGAAGGAAAUAAAAUGGAAAUAUUAAAUGAAAUGUAUCAAAUCAAUUAAGGUCUGCAGAUAUGUAUCUGACGUGUGUGUGAUGUCUAUGACUCUGGUGCCUGUUUACACAAUCAUACAGAGUUUAAAUAAUAAUUUGGCAUACAAAGAGAAAAUUAUGCUUUAUUAUCACCAAAUAUUGGAUUAAAUCUUUUUGAUUAUGAACACUACAAGUGUGACUUUGUACCAUUUUGUACAAGAUAAAACAUCUAAAAACAAA
Molecule: messenger RNA, 2156 nt
Organism: Sinocyclocheilus anshuiensis
Lineage: Eukaryota; Metazoa; Chordata; Actinopteri; Cypriniformes; Cyprinidae
Product: cytochrome P450 3A30-like
Exons: 13
Coding region: 44-1606 (520 amino acids)
Molecular function (GO): heme binding; steroid hydroxylase activity; iron ion binding
Source: RefSeq, a predicted model, not a curated record